Molecule: messenger RNA, 1466 nt
Organism: Microstroma glucosiphilum
Lineage: Eukaryota; Fungi; Basidiomycota; Exobasidiomycetes; Microstromatales; Microstromataceae
Exons: 3
Coding region: 319-1383 (354 amino acids)
Source: RefSeq, a predicted model, not a curated record
CGCUAGACCUCACACUCAAUACACUGUCCCAACAGCCUCUUCCCAGCUUACGAUCCCUGAGUCAAGGCGCCUCGCAGUCUCUGCUGCGCAAAUUGGUCCUGUCCGACACAAGACUGAGCAUAGACGCCUUCUGCGAGCUGGUAGACAAUCUCGAUGCACCCUGUCUGCACGAGCUCCGGCUAAGCCUCACGCUCCCUCCGCGGGGCAUGAUCAGUAGAGAAGACUCGCAGAGAGCGGCUCUGAGCAUAGCCCGGUUACUCAGGGUCAAGAGAAGGCAAGAACGGCGGAGAGCCAGCGCAACCAUCGACGAGGAAGAAGAUGAUGAUUGUCGCAGCCGCCGUCGGUGGGCCAGCAUCAACGCCCAAUCGGAUCUUGACGCACGUGGAGCUCUUUGCUACCUGCGAGUCGGACGAGCGAGACGAAGACGAGGUGCAAGAGGACAAUGCAGAUAGGAGAGGAAAGUCCGGCUCGAACGGCCGGACUCGCAGGACAUUAAGCAUUGCCAGAGGCUACCGAGCUGCGAGGGAAGCAGCCGCCGAGGGAGCCACAGGGCCCACUGUAUCCUUUGUGGCUGGUGACCUAUUGAGUCCACGCAGUGCAAUGAAAGCACAAGCCGAUCUCUCAGAGGACCAUCGGGGCAGCUCCUCCCAAACAGAGUACGAGCCAGACGACCGUCGUUCCUACGCACACAUCACUGCCGAGAACUGGCGACGAAAGUUGGGCGCCCACCUCUGGAAGAACACGGGGCAGCGCUCCUCUGUGAUCCAUGCAGCACAGCAAAUCAUCGGUAGAGCGCGCAUUCUCGGCUGCAAGUCGACCUCGAUCGGCCCUUCUGCACAAUCCUCUGAUACCGGUAGUACUGCUUCGCCUCUGGCUCUUGAACGCCUGCCCCCUGAGUUGCGCUUAGCGAUUCUUCGCCAGCUGGACGCCGAUCGGGUGCUAUCCGAGGAGCAAUUCCGACUCAUCGUCUCUUGGGCGUGCGACAGUAGCACUAUUGGCUACGGCGGGGAAGGUGUACCUCUCCCAUGGGCUCAACACGCAGACGCAGGCGGUAGCAGCUCCAGCCAAUGGGCAACGUCUACGAAUCGCGCCGUGGGUCUGUUGCCAGCCGCGCCCUGGGACUGGCAGGACAUGCUCUCCCGCUCCCUUCCACGGGACUGGGUUGCCGAGUCUUGGGACCUAUGGAAUGAGCACAAGGACACGAUUCCCAUCAUUGGCGGUGGUGGGGGUCCCGAUGGGGAAGGGGGAGCUACGGAGCCAGUCACGCGUGGCGGGGGAAGAUCGGGGGGAUCGAUCGCUACGGGCUCGCUGGAUCGGAGGGCGCCGGAUCCUGCUCUGCUGGCCUUUUUGGAGGCGACGGGCACGAGGGCGCGGCAGGACUAGCGAAAGCCUGGUGCGGCAGGCAGGGAUCACGAAGAUGAGGUUGCAAAAUUAGGGGGCGGAUGGGUCAUACAUGAUAUCUACAC